Molecule: messenger RNA, 1035 nt
Organism: Lolium perenne
Lineage: Eukaryota; Viridiplantae; Streptophyta; Magnoliopsida; Poales; Poaceae
Source: RefSeq, a predicted model, not a curated record
AUGAGCGACCACUACCAAACGCUAGGGCUGCAGCCCAACGCCAGCAAGAGCGACAUCAAAAACGCCUACUUCCGCCUUGCCCACCGCUAUCAUCCGGACCACCACUCCCAGGCCGAUGCUGCCGGCCGCGAUGCCGCGGCAGCCGCGUUCCGUAGGGCCAAGGACGCAUACGAUGUUCUCUACGACGCCGGUCGUCGUGCCGCGUACGACCGCACUAUCCGCUACGAGAUGCAGGAGGCGCAAAAGAAGAAGCGGGAGGCCGAGCGAGUGAAGAGGGAAGAGUGGGAUGCCAAGAGGAAGGCGGAGAACGAGAAGCGGGAGGCCGAGAGGGUGGAGCGGGAGGAAAACGAGAAGCGGGAGGCCGAGAGGGUGAAGCGGGCAGAAAACGAGAAACGGGAGGCCGAGAGGGUGAAGCGCGUGGAAAACGAGAAGCGGGAGGCCGAGAGGCUGAAGCAGGCGGAAAACGAGAAGCGAGAGGCCGAGAGGCUAAAGCGGGCGGAAAACAAGAAGCGGGUUGACGCCAUAUUGAAGAAGUGGGAUGAGCAACAAGCGAAGGAGAAGGCCAAGUGGGAGGCGCAAAAGGCAAAGUGGAACUCGCAUAACAAGAAGCGGGAGGCGGAUAUGUUAGCGGAGUUUGAGGUGCAGAAGGCAAAGUGGAAGGCGAAGAACGAGAAGCAGCAGGCCGAGAAGGAAAAGCAGGAGGCUGAGUGGGAGGCACAGAGGUCAAAGCGUAAGGCCGAGAUGGAGAAGAGGGCGGCGGAGUUGGAGCUGCGCCAACUUAAGCCACCCCCACUUGAGUCACUCCGACUAGAGCCAUGUCGGGCGGCAGAGACGGAAAACCGGAAAGCACAAUGCUCAAGUCGGGGCAGCCAUGGCGGUACCUCCUCCACAGCUUCAAGUGGGCACAAUGGUAUGUCCUCUUCCUCCACAUCUUCAAAUGGGCAAGGCCAUGGAGGUCCUCAAAGACGGCCAUCGCCACGGGUGCCACGACCAAUGGCUGGUGGUGGUGGAAGUGCGUUUUCAGUGUGCUGGUAA